Messenger RNA from Puccinia graminis f. sp. tritici CRL 75-36-700-3, 372 nucleotides. RefSeq lists its product as uncharacterized. The transcript is spliced from 2 exons. The coding region runs from base 1 to 372 and encodes 123 amino acids. Lineage: Eukaryota; Fungi; Basidiomycota; Pucciniomycetes; Pucciniales; Pucciniaceae. The record is from RefSeq and is a predicted model, not a curated record.
AUGUUCAGUUCAAUCAAGGCUCCUGUCAUACCAAAGAGUGCUCUGCCACGAAGCCCUUCUCAGUCCAAAUCACGAGCCGAAAGUGCCCCUCCACCGGCCUCCACCAGUGCGAUUCAGCCACCAGCUGUUAUCGAGGUACCGGAGCCUUGUGACCUUCCACCCAUGCUGAAUGAGACGAAGUAUGAGCUUGUUACUUGGUUCCACGAGCUCCAAUGGAUACACUCCGAGCGUCAUAAACGAUUCGGCUAUGGGGAGAGUUUUACGACAUAUGUGACACGCACAUGCGACCGCGAGAAUUUUAACUUGACGCUGAUGGCUCCACCCCUGCCUAGCUCGGUAGAGAACUCCGGCCUUAUUCUUCUACCGAGCUAG